GUAGAAACAGCUAGCCCUGAGUUCUGGGAGAUCCAGCUGCCUCUGAGGGAAAAAGCCAGACAAAAUGGAGCCUAGCACAAUGCUUAAACAGGAAGUUAGCCCUGUUGAAGAAGAAGCCAUGGGUCCAUCACCAAAGAAAAGGUGCACCGAGGACAUGGUGUCAGAAGCUCCUGUCAAGGUGAAGGAAGAAGGUGAAGCUCCUGUCAGGGUGAAGGAAGAACGUGAAGCUCCUGUCAGGGUGAAGGAAGAACGUGANUCUCCUGUCAGGGUGAAGGAAGAACGUGAAGCUCCUGUCAGGGUGAAGGAAGAAGAUGUUUCUGACAACGAGGAAGCCCAGGUGGGGAUGACUGAGGGUGAUUCCAAGCCACCUACAGUCUUUCUGCGAAAAUGUGAUAAAAAACGGCUGAAGUCUGAGGCAGAAGAUGCCAGUCCACAAGGUUCUCUGGCUGGUGGUGCUCUUCAUCUCAAAGAGGAAAUUAAAGUCGAAGCUGCAGAGGAAAGUGUCAGCCUUGAGCACUCUGCAAGCACUGCUAAUGCACCAGCAACAUCUUCACUGGCAAUCAGCUGCUACGUGCUCCCACUGGGCCCAGAGGAGGCUAAUCAGGAAAUAAAAUAUGCCCUGAUGGCAGAAAUCCGACGCUUCGGACGCCAUUAUGGGAGGAUUUUCGAGCUGCUUGAAGAAGUGCAGGGACCUCUGGAAGUCCAGAUUCAGUUUGUUAAGUUUGCCAUCAAGGAAGCCGCAAGAUUUAAAAGAUACCACUUGAUAAGUUACCUCGACGAGAUGCUGGACAAACUAAUGUCCGAAAGCACUAUCAGGGGCAAUCUAAACCUGAGCGCAUGAUCCUGUUAUUACUGUGGUCAGCAAGAUGCAGCAAAUGGUUUAGUGUGUUCCUGGAUGUAGGAGGAGGAUGCUGAAGUCCCCGUGAAUGUAUUAGCUAAGAUAAUUACCUCUAAGAAAACUGUCUUAAACUACUUUUAAUAAAGAUGGGCUUUCUCCCUGUGCCUUUUUUUUGAAAGCAU
This is a messenger RNA of Peromyscus maniculatus bairdii (prairie deer mouse), 1020 nucleotides long. The record is from RefSeq and is a predicted model, not a curated record. NCBI's taxonomy places the organism in Eukaryota, Metazoa, Chordata, Mammalia, Rodentia, Cricetidae.